UGUCCUUCCAAUCUAACUGAGCGUGCGCGGCUCCAGGAGCGUGGAGCGCGGCGAUCAGUGGUGCGCUGUAUCCCUUGGACACAGCGGAUCACCGAUCCACUGAAAGGCCAAAGACGUUGGCUCGCUCAUGUGAUCAGCUGUGUCCAAUCACAGCUGAUCGCAUGGGACAUGUACACUGAUCUUCAGGGCACUGAGCAUCAGUGUGUAGCCCCAGCAGUGCCAUCUGUCAGUGCCAAUCAAUGCCAGCUGUCAGUGCCCAUCAGUGCAUCAUCAAUGCCACAUAUCAGUGCCUACCAUGCCACAUAUCAGUGCCCAUCUGAGCUGCCUUUCAGUGCCACCUAUCAGUGCCAGUCAGUGCCACCUAUCAAUGCCAGUCAGUGCCACUUAUCAGUGCUGCCAUUCAGUGCCACCUAUCAAUGCUAGUCAGUG
Staurois parvus is the source of this 429-nucleotide messenger RNA. NCBI's taxonomy places the organism in Eukaryota, Metazoa, Chordata, Amphibia, Anura, Ranidae. The record is from the annotation of a GenBank genome assembly.